AUGGGUGGGGAGCUGGUGCCGGGCCUGGGGGCCCUGCGGCGGCGAAAGCGCCUGCUGGAGCAGGAGAAGAGUCUGGCCGGCUGGACGCUGGCACUGGCGGGAAUCGGCAUCGGACUCAUGAUCCUGCACGCGGAGAUGCUAUGGUUCGGGGGGUGCCCGUGGGCGAUCCACCUGUUCCUGGUUAAAUGCAUGAUCAGCAUUUCCACAUUCUUGCUGCUUUUCCUUAUUGUGGCCUUUCACGCCAAAGAGGUCCAGCUGUUCAUGACGGACAACGGGCUCCGGGACUGGCGCGUGGCGCUGACCGGGCGGCAGGUGGCGCAGAUCGCGCUGGAGCUGGCGGUGUGCGGGCUGCACCCGGCGCCGGUGCGGGGCCCGCGGUGCGCGCAGGGCUCGGGGGCCCCGCAGACGGACGCCGCGCAGUCUUGGCCGAGCUUCCUGGGCCAGGGGGAGGCGCUGCUGUCGCUGGCCAUGCUGCUGCGCCUGUACCUGGUGCCCCGCGCCCUGCUCCUGAGCAGCGGCGUCCUGCUGAACGCCUCGUACCGCAGUAUCGGCGCGCUCAACCAGGUCCGCUUCCGCCACUGGUUCGUGGCCAAGCUGUACAUGAACACGCAUCCCGGCCGCCUUCUGCUCUGCCUCACGCUUGGCCUCUGGCUCACCACCGCCUGGGUGCUGUCGGUGGCCGAGAGGCAGACCGUUAAUGCCACCGGGCACCUUUCAGACACACUGUGGCUGAUCCCCAUCACGUUCCUGACCAUCGGCUACGGGGACGUGGUGCCAAGUACCAUGUGGGGCAAGAUUGUCUGCCUCUGCACUGGGGUCAUGGGGGUCUGCUGCACAGCCCUGCUGGUGGCCGUGGUGGCCCGGAAGCUGGAGUUUAAUAAGGCAGAGAAGCACGUGCACAACUUCAUGAUGGACAUUCAGUAUACCAAAGAGAUGAAGGAGUCAGCUGCCCGAGUGCUGCAAGAGUCCUGGAUGUUCUACAAACAUACACGCAGGAAGGACUCUGGAGCUGCCCGCAGGCACCAGCGCAGGCUGCUGGCUGCCAUCAACAGGUUCCGCCAGGUGCGGCUGAAACACAGAAAGCUCCGGGAACAAGUGAACUCCAUGGUGGACAUCUCCAAGAUGCACAUGAUCCUGUGUGACCUGCAGCUGAGCCUGAGCAACUCACACCAGGCCCUGGAGAAGCAGAUCGAAGUGCUGGCAGGGAGGCUGGACACCCUGACCGAGCUGCUUGGUGCUGCCCUGGGCCCCCGGCAGCUUCCAGAACCAAGCCACGAGGCCACGUAG
Hippopotamus amphibius kiboko is the source of this 1287-nucleotide messenger RNA. It is a transcript of the gene KCNN4, whose product is annotated as potassium calcium-activated channel subfamily N member 4. Gene Ontology annotation, cellular component: plasma membrane; neuron projection; neuronal cell body. Gene Ontology annotation, molecular function: small conductance calcium-activated potassium channel activity; calmodulin binding; intermediate conductance calcium-activated potassium channel activity. Gene Ontology annotation, biological process: potassium ion transmembrane transport. Lineage: Eukaryota; Metazoa; Chordata; Mammalia; Artiodactyla; Hippopotamidae. The transcript has 8 exons. Bases 1 to 1287 code for a protein of 428 amino acids. The record is from RefSeq and is a predicted model, not a curated record.